UUUGGAUGAGAAAUGGCGGCAGUGCUGGAGCAGGUUUUGGAGACGACCGAGUUAGCUAAACUUUCUCGGGCGACUCAAGGCAAACUAGAGAAAUAUGUUUCAGAUCAGAAGAGUGAGAUUGAUGAUCUGAAGGUUCAGUAUAAGCAGUUGCAAGUGGACAGUGAACAACAAUACUUUGACCUGGACAAGCAAUUUGUUGAGAAGCAGGAACAGUUUGUGGCAUUAACACAAGAACAUGAAAAACUCACGGAGGAGUUUACAAAGCGUGAUGAAGAACUUAAAUGUCUCAGUGAAAAGACCAGGGAACAAGAAUCUUCAUAUGUGCAGCUGCAGUCCCAGCAGAAUCAACUUUCCAAAGCAAAGGAUGAGCUGGAGGCAGAGAAACGAGAGCUGGUGCGCACGCUACAGAGGAGGUCUGAGGAGGUAGAGAGCCAGAAUGAGGAUUUAAGAACUGUCAAUGAUAAGCUGGUGGAGGUUAGUGCUGCAAAAAUGCAGUUGCAGUUGAAGCUGGAUGAGCUGGAGGCCUCUGAAGUUGCAAUCAAGUACAAAGAGAAGCGCAUGAAUCAGGAGAAAGAGCUGCUCCAGGGCCAAGUGGCCUGGCUAAAUGAAGAACUGAAGUCUAAAAGCGAGACCCUGCUUUCUCUCUCACGGCAGAAAGGGAGUGAAAUCCUGGAGCUUAAGUGCAGUUUAAACAACAAAGAGGAUGAGAUUACCAGACUCCAAGACCAAGUGGCCAGUUUAAAGGCCACUAAUGAAAACAAGCAAAAGCAAACCGAGGAGCUGAUCAACAAGCUAAGAGAGGCAAAGGAACAACAAGCCAAUUGUGAAGAGAAGUUUCAGAACGAGCUCAAUGCAAACAUCAGGCUGUCAAACCUGUACAAGGGAGCAGCAGCAGAUGCAGAGGCUAAGAGUGUAGAGCUGAGCCAGGCUGUGGAUGAGUUGCAUAAGCUGCUGAAGGAGGCAGGAGAGGCCCACAAAGCUCUGGAGGAAAAAAUGGCGUCAAUGGAAAGUUGCAAGCAGAGGGAAGUUGCUGAAAUGAAGGAACGCAUCGGCAGCCUGGAGAAAGAGGUAGACCACGCCAAUGACCUUUUGUCAGGCAACAAGCACAGAGUUGGCUCCACAUCUGAUCUAGUUUUCCCUGCUGAGCAGUUAAGCACCAUGUCUCCCACUGCAUCCGUCAUCACCAAGAUCAAGCCGGGAAUGAAGCUCACUGAGAUUUAUGCAGCAUAUGUUGAGUCCCAAGAGCAGCUGCACCUGGAGAAGUUGGAGAGCAAACGUGUGAACAAGUAUCUGGACGACAUUGUGCAGGAGGUGGAAGCCAAAGCACCCAUUCUGAAAAGGCAGAGGGAGGAGCUGGAACGCACACAGAAGUCUGUAGCCAGUCUGUCCGGCAAACUAGAACAAGCCAUGCAGGAGGUGCAGCGCUUGCAGAGGGAAGCCGACGAGGCCAAAAAGCGCUCGUCGAUGCUGGAGCGAGACAAUCAGAGGUUUGAGAUGCAGAUAAGCGACAUGGCUCAUCAGGUGCGUGUUCUGCUGGUUGAGCUGGAGGAAGCUCGUGGAAACCACGUGCUCCAUGACGAUGACGAAAUAUCUUUUGCAGAUGUUAGCAGUUCAUCUGCAGUGAUCUCGCAGCACCUGGUAACAUUCCGAAGUGUUGAGGAACUGCAGCAGCAGAACCAGCGGCUCCUGGUGGCCAUACGCGAGCUUGGAGACGCUCAGGAGAAAGGAGAGAUGGAAGAUGAAAGUACCAAAAUCGGCCAACUUCAAGUGAGUCUGAAGAAGGCCAUGAGCGAAUUGGAACAGUUGCGAGAGCAGCGUGCUCAACAUAUGCAGGUUACUGAGUCCAUUGCACGCCAGCGAGACAUGUACCGUGGCCUGCUAGCCCAGGCUACAGGAGUCAGCUUUCCGCAGCAAGGUGCCAUCCCAGAGGAGUUCUCUCUCACCUCAACACCUCGUCGCUCCCCUGCAGUUACCCCCACUACAGCAACACCAACUGGCCUAGUUGCUACUGUAGUCGAGUCCACAGAGACAGUGGAGGCCAAGGCUGCACUGAAGCAGCUGCAGGAGGUGUUUGUGGAUUUUAAGAAAGAGAAGACUGAAAAUGAGAAAGCUCUGACUGAUCAGUGUACGAAAAUGCAGGAGCAAUUAUCUGAAGUGCGAACCCAAAACUCUAAGACCUCCAGUCAGCUGGAGUUUACUUCGAAGCGCUAUGAAAUGUUACAGGAUAAUGUAGAAGUUUAUCGGAAGGAUAUUGCCUCUCUGAGGGAGCAGACCCAGAAGCAAGCUGCUGCAGCCCAGAAGAACGAGCAGACCAUUCACACACUCACUGAAGACUUGCGUGCUGCAAAUGAUAAGCUUGCACAAACUGAAGCACGUGCGGAAAACCUGCGCAAGGAGAGAGACAUGCUGAAAAUGGUGGAGUCUAGGCUGAUCCAGGAAAAAGAGUCCAUCCUGGCUCAGCAACGAAGCCAGAAUAUCCUACUCACCAACCUUGAAUCUAUCCAGGCCACGUUACAGCGUUCAGAUACCGAAACCAGGCAAAGGCUGCUGUUGCAGGUGGAGAAGCAGGAGCGAGAGAUCUUACAGCUACAGAAGAGACUAGAGCACGAGAUUGAACAGAAGCAUGUGCUGGGACGCAAUCAGGAUAUGCAGCUGUUGGAUGCUAAAAAGCAGCUGGAGGUGCAAUGUGCAUUGCACCAGAAGACCAAGGAACAGCUGAAUGCUGCUCAGCAAGAGCUCAGUACUGUUCGCCAGCAGCUGAGCAGCCUAGAAGGUCGUGUUUACUCAUUUAGCAGCAACACAGGACUAGCAGGGCCACAUAGUGGUGGAGGAGACGCAGAGGAACUGCUUAAACGUCUGAAUCAAGCUGAGGGUAAAGCCGAGGUUCUGGCCGAAAGAAUGCAAAGCACCACCGCCUCUCUUGAGCAAUACAGAGCCAUGUGCCUUAGUCUGGAGGAAGCCCUGGAGAAAGAACAACAGGUGACUGAACAGGUGAAGGCUUCGGUUGAGAGCCAAGUUUUGGAGGCUCAAGAACAGCUUCGGCAGCUGGAAAAGAAGCUUCUAGAGGCUGAAAAGGAGAAACAAGGACUUCAGGAAGAGAAACACCAAGCUGUGGCAGCUGUUGAGCAGCAGGUGGGCGAGCUGCGCCGAAGCCUAAGCAGCCUGCAGGCUGAAUAUCAGGAGGCUUUGCAGAAGGUGGCAAUGGUGACCACCCAGGAACAGCAGGCUGUGCUAGACAGCCAGGAGCAGGCACGGCUUGUUGCAGAAGCCCAGGACAAGUACGAGCGUGAGAUGCUGUUGCAUGCUGGCGAUGUGGAGGCCCUGCAGGCAGCCAAAACCCAGGCGCUGCAUGUGUCACAGCUCCGCCAGCAGCUUGAGGAGAAACUCCAGACGGUCAGCGCACAACUGCUAGAGGCUCGUGUAUCUUGGGAAGAACAGGAGCGGAUCCUUAAAGACGAACAAACUAAGAUGGAGUCAUGCUGUCAAGACUUGCAAAAGCAGAAUGAGCUCCUUCAUGAACAGAUUCAGAGCAUGAGUGGAAAGAUGGCCACUCAGCUACAGCAGGCGGCCAACGAGAGCUCACUCAACAUUUCUCUAACUGAAGAGGGGAAGUCUCAGGAGCAGCUCCUCGAGAUCCUUAAGUUUGUUCGCCGAGAAAAGGAAAUUGCAGAGUCCCGUUUUGAAGUGGCGCUGAGUGAAAGUCUGAGACACAGACUACGUGUGGAGCACCUGGAGCGGGAGCUGAAGGAUGUGCAGGACUCCCUCAGUGCUGAGAGGGAGAGGAUGCAGGUCACUGCCAAGACCCUCGCCCAGCAUGACGAGCUGAUGAAGAAGACUGAGACUAUGAACGUGCUGAUGGAGACUAACAAAAUGCUGCGGGAGGAGAAGGAAAGACUGGAGCAGGAGCUCCAGCAGAGUCAAGCCAAGGUACGCAAAUUGGAGUUGGACAUCUUGCCCAUGCAGGAGUCCAAUGCAGAACUGAGUGAGAAAAGCGGUAUGCUGCAGGCAGAGAAGAAACUUCUGGAGGAGGAUAUCAACCGCUGGAAAACCCGAACUCAGUACCUGGUGAGCCAGCAGAAGGAUGCAGACCCAGAAGAGUUUAAGCGUCUUCACUCGGAGAACGAAGAUCAUCUUAAACGCAUCCAGCAUCUCACCGAGGAAAACAGCCGGCUCAAAGCAGAGGCUUCCAGGAGCAGCUUAUCAGUCAUGGCUCUUCAGUCUCAGGUACCGAACCUGCGGGAAAAUCUUAAUAAGGUAACAAUGGAAAGGGAUAGCCUGAGGAAAGAGCUUGAAUCCAAGACUCUGGAGAUCCAGGAGAAGGUCAGAACCAUCGUGCAAGUGAAGAAGCUUGGCCGGCGUUAUAAAAUCCAAUAUGAGGAGCUCAAAAAUGAGCAAAGCCAGAAGGAAACUGCUGCAUCCUCAGCUCCAGUUCAAGACCAGGAGGCUCGGCAGGCCUCUGCCCAGGAACACCAGAGUCUCAGAGAUUCACUUAGUCAGUCAGAGGCCAGGAUUAAGGAGCUGGAGAACCAACUAGAUACCUUAAACAAAACGUUGGGGGAGCGUGAGGCGGAGGCACGGACAGUGCAGGAUCAGGCUUCCCGUAUGCAAGGUGAGCUAAUUCGUCUGCGCCAGGAGCUGGUGGACAAGUCAGCCCAUGUGGAACAGCUCCGUCAGCAGCUGGCUGAGAAGGAGGAGAGAACCAGAAAGGCGUUUUUGGGUGCCAAACAAAAAAUCAACCAGCUAGUAAAAGACAAUGGAGAGCUGAAGCAACAGCGUGACGAGCUGAAGCAUCAGCAUGACGAGCUGAAGCAGCAGCGCGAGGAGCAAGAGGUGCGCAUAAAUGCGCUGCGCUCACAGUACGAGGGCCGCCUUGGCCGAAUGGAGAGGGAACUACGUGACCUUCGCGAGCAGCAGGAGAGACAUGUGGAGCAGAGGGAUGAGCCUGUGGAGCAGGGCCCAAGCAGGACCCAGGAGCAGCAGAGGACUACAGAACAAAGACAAAUUUCUCUGAAGUCUACUCCAGUGGCUGAAAGGGGCAGUGCUAGUACCUCAGAGCCCCCCACGGCUAACAUAAAACCUACUCCAUUGGUGGCGACACCCAGCAAGCCCCCUGUUAUCCCAGGCAACAAGCCCACUCCGAGGGCAAGUAUCAAACCAAUGAUUACACCUGCCCCAGUGCCUACGCCCACUCCUACUGCCACAGUGAUGCCCACCACCCAACAGGAAAGCCAGGAAGCUCUGCAAUCAUCAGAAGCUCCUUUGGAACACGUGUCUGUUUACGGCAGUGCCAGUGGUACGGUGCGCUCCACCAGCCCCAACAUUCAGACCACACUAGCUCAGCCCAUCCUGAGCGUCCAGCAGAACCAGGCCACUGCCUUUGUCCAGCCCACACAGCAACAGAGUCUGCCCCCUGUUGAGCAAGCCAGUCAGGAGCCCGCCUCGGCUACAAUGAUGAUGGAGGCCACACCCAGCACAUCACAGAUGGAAAGAUCCUCCACAUCCACAGCUGUAUUUGGAACAGUUUCAGCUACUCCUGGAAGCGCCUUAAGUAAGCGGCCUCGUGAGGAGGAGUUGGCGGGCAGUCCAGUGGACAUUGAACUUCAAGACGAGCCCAACGAGCCUCCCAUCUCUAAGAAGCUGCGAAUACAGAGAGUGGAACUUGAGGCAGAGAUGCUUGCAGAGGACAGUGCUGAAGCAGAGAGCGUUGUGCCUGGGUUUAUGCAGGAAGUACCUGAUGUUAGUCAAGAUCUGGAGAGUUACCAAUCCUUGGAGGAAGGAGUUGAUGAGACUGGAGCAUCUCAGUCUGUCCCUGUGGAGCUACUUCUAUCUGAAACAGCAGGCACCCCACACUCACAGAGCCAGGAUGAACCAAAGGAGAAUGUCAUUGUCAUCUGCAGUGACUCAGAGAGUGGUGAUGAAGAGCCAGAGGAAGAGGCAUAUGAGGAAGAGCAGGAUUACGAGGACGAGGAGGAUGAUGAGGACGAGGAUGAUGAUGGUGGAAUUGGAGAGGAAGGAGAGGAAAGCAACGAGGGGAGCGGCAGUGGAGAUCCCAAUGAGGCCUAUGAAGGAGACAAUACAGAUGGUCCUGAUGCCACAGACCCAGGCACUGAAACAGAAGAAAGUCUUGGUGCAGCAGAGUCCACCCAAUAUGUGGCUGACUCACAGACAGCAAGCUUUGAAACCAACACUUUGGUGCUGUUCUCUGCUGAUCCACCCAUUUCCAGCUCUGCAUCUCGUCCUCCACAGUCUCCAAGAAGACCGCAACAGUCACUGCCUUCUCGACUCAACGUUCACGCACCACCUAUACAGGAGCUGGCUUCAACCUCUCAUGUCCAAUGUAUCCCUACACGGAGGCAACCAGCUGGCAGAGGCCUUCAGUUGACAUCUGGAGUUACCGGUAGUGCACAGCCACAGCAACACUUCUAUGAGGAAGACGAUCGUAUUGUCCCCAGCACCCCCACUCUGGGUCAUAGAUCAGACAGCUUUGCUGAGGUCAUCCAGUCUUCUCAGGUAGCAGGUGUGCCACGUUUUGGUUUUGGUUCUGGUUCCACAGAUGAUGUUCCACAGACUAGCUCGUCACACUCUGAUCUGGACCAGCUGUCAUCACAAGGAGAGACGCUCUCCUCUGAGAUGACUGAACAAGCCUCCCAGUCUGUUCCCACUGUGAGCACAUCCACGCCUGGUGUAUGUGUGGUAACUGGGCCUAGUGCAUCUGAGGAGAGAGAUGUUAUCCUCCUCGAGUCAGAAGAAGAUGGCAGUGCAGAGGCAGUGCUGGAGUCUGUGGCUCAAACAGAAGCUGAAGAACCAGCUCAGCCUUCAGAUGAGGCCAGUCUUCCAUCUACCAGCCAGGAACCCUCAUCCAGCUGUGCAGACACAAGCAGCACUUCAUCAACCAGAACUAGAGCAGGAUCAAGCAGACAGUGGACUCGAGGACGUGGCACCAGAGGCUUUGUUAAAAGAGAUGGACCGGGAGUUAUGGGAGUGCGAGGGCGCUUUGCCAGAUGAACCAUGUGCUACAAAAGCGCUUUCAUCAUUCCGGCUGCUAUGAUA
Molecule: messenger RNA, 7050 nt
Organism: Trichomycterus rosablanca
Lineage: Eukaryota; Metazoa; Chordata; Actinopteri; Siluriformes; Trichomycteridae
Gene: tprb
Product: translocated promoter region b, nuclear basket protein
Exons: 48
Coding region: 13-7005 (2330 amino acids)
Biological process (GO): regulation of mitotic spindle assembly; mRNA export from nucleus; protein import into nucleus
Cellular component (GO): nuclear pore
Molecular function (GO): structural constituent of nuclear pore
Source: RefSeq, a predicted model, not a curated record